CGGGGGACGCUUCGUCAACAGGGCCAAAAGCACAGAGGAAACGCGCCGUCCUGUGACGACUGUUAAGUGAGGAGGUGCUGGGGGCGCAGGUCCGGUUCACGGUACCCGGAGGCCUCCCUGCGAGCGGGGUCCCCAGCCGACUCACGGGCGCCCGGGCACUCUGGGCUCCGUGAAUGUGUGGCGGGCGGGGGCGACGGGAAUGCCAGCUGGGGGCCCGGUGACUCGGGCACGGCCCAGCUGGCCUGUUCACUCACAGCUCCUUUAUUUCUCUGCCAGUUCUGCCACUUUCCACUUUCCUGGUCUCCUCUUGAGCCAUGUCUCAGGGGUCAGUGACAUUCAGAGAUGUGGCCAUAGACUUCUCCCAGGAGGAGUGGAAAUGGCUUCAGCCGGCUCAAAGAGAUUUGUACAGAUGUGUAAUGUUGGAGAAUUAUGGCCAUCUGGUCUCACUGGGUCUUUCCAUUUCUAAGCCAGAUGUGGUUUCUUUAUUGGAGCAAGGGAAAGAGCCCUGGCUGGGGAAAGGAGAUGUGAGAUCAGAUCUGUUUUCAGUUUCAGAGUCAGAUGGUGAGAUCAAAGAGUUUUCUCCAAAAAACGUCUUUUAUGAAGAUGACACAUCCCAGUAUUUGAUAAUGGAAAGAAUCUUAAACCAAGGCCCUGCGUAUUCCAGUUUUAAAGGAGGCUGGAAAUGUGAGGAUGAUAAUGAAAUGCUCCAAGGAAAUCAGGGACAUAUUAGGCAAGUGACAGUCUCUCAUCAAGAAGCCCUGGCUCAACAUAUGAGUAUCAAAACUGUUGAGAGGCCCUAUGGAUGCCAUGAAUGUGGAAAAACUUUCAGUCGGCGCUUUUCCCUUGUAUUACAUCAGAGAACUCAUACUGGAGAGAAACCAUAUGUAUGUAAGGAAUGUGGCAAAACCUUUAGCCAGAUCUCAAACCUUGUGAAACAUCAGAUGAUACAUACUGGAAAGAAACCCCAUGAGUGUAAGGACUGUAAUAAAACAUUCAGUUACCUUUCAUUUCUCAUUGAACACCAGAGAACACAUACUGGAGAGAAACCUUAUGAAUGUACUGAGUGUGGAAAGGCCUUUAGUCGUGCCUCAAACCUCACUCGACAUCAGAGAAUUCACAUAGGAAAGAAACAGUAUAUAUGCAGGAAAUGUGGGAAAGCUUUUAGCAGUGGCUCAGAACUCAUUCGCCAUCAGAUUACACAUACUGGAGAGAAACCUUAUGAAUGUGUUGAAUGUGGGAAGGCAUUUCGCCGUUCCUCACACCUUACUCGACAUCAGAGCAUCCAUACAACCAAAACUCCCUAUGAAUGUAAUGAAUGUAGGAAAGCUUUCCGUUGCCACUCAUUCCUUAUUAAGCAUCAGAGAAUUCAUGCUGGGGAAAAGCUAUAUGAAUGUGAUGAAUGUGGUAAAGUUUUCACUUGGCAUGCAUCCCUUAUUCAACAUAUGAAAAUUCAUACUGGAGAGAAACCUUAUGCAUGUGCUGAAUGUGACAAAGCCUUCAGUCGGAGCUUUUCACUCAUUCUACAUCAGAUAACUCAUACUGGGGAGAAACCUUAUGUAUGUAAGGUAUGCAACAAAUCCUUCAGCUGGAGCUCAAACCUUGCUAAACAUCAGCGAACACACACUCUAGAGAACCCCUAUGACUAUGAAAAUUCAUUUAAUUACCACUCAUUCCUUACUGAACACCAGUGAGUUCACAUUACAAACAAAACAUAAGAAUGUAUGGAUUUUUUUUUUUUAAGUAAUGCCUUACUUUCACUUUAGAGAAGUCUUGGAAAGAAGCCUUAUAUGAAUGUGUUGAAUGUGAAGAAAUGUGGCCCAUAUCUUAUUCAACAUCCUGGAGAAAAAUCCUAGGAAUAUGUGGGAAAGCUAUUAAUAGCUGCUCAUUCCUUUUGCAAGACCAGAAGAUGAAAUCAAUAUUGAGAAGAUUCUUCUUGGUAAUAUUGAGAAGACUCAUUUGGAAGGAUUCUCUCACUGCCUUUGUAAAUUCCUAUACCAGGAAAGAGUACACAUCCAAUAGAUGUGGGAAAGCUUUUAGUUACGAUGUCAGCCCUCAUUCUGUAUCUUGUCAGCUCAACCAGGACAGAAUGCAAGGGUAAGGAAUGAGUUUUACAAAGGUGUACUUUGUCUGAAAAUCAGACAAUUCAUACUUAAAACAUAAGUGAUAUAAACAGUGAUUUGAGAAUACCUUUAUUUACCAUGCAAUUUAAUUUUUUUUUUUUUUUGGCAGCUGGCCAGUACAAGGAUCCAAUCCCUUG
This is a messenger RNA of Galeopterus variegatus (Sunda flying lemur), 2257 nucleotides long. RefSeq names its product zinc finger protein 140 (gene ZNF140). Bases 315 to 1691 code for a protein of 458 amino acids. Gene Ontology annotation, cellular component: nucleus. Gene Ontology annotation, molecular function: RNA polymerase II cis-regulatory region sequence-specific DNA binding; DNA-binding transcription activator activity, RNA polymerase II-specific. The transcript has 4 exons. The record is from RefSeq and is a predicted model, not a curated record. NCBI's taxonomy places the organism in Eukaryota, Metazoa, Chordata, Mammalia, Dermoptera, Cynocephalidae. Gene Ontology annotation, biological process: regulation of transcription by RNA polymerase II.